GACGGCGACUCGUUCCUGGCCACGACGGUGACGGCGACUCGUUCCUGGCCACGACGGUGACGGCGACUCGCUCCUGGCCGCGACGGCGACGCUGGCCGGCAGUCGUGACCUGACCGUGACGGCGAACCGCUCAUCCUCCUCCGCUCCGCCAAGAACUGUUAAGAGUGAUUUGGAGGAUUCAAGAUUCUGUGAAGCUCUUUUGACAUUUAAAGCUCAGAACUGAAGUUACAUUGUCAUAGGUUCAAUAUGACGCAAAAUAGGGCUAAGUGGACAGCAAGGUAUGAGAAAGGUCUCGUGGAGGUACUUACAGAGUACAAUCUAUCUCAUUACCGUGGCCAAAAUGGGUGGACUACCGAAGGAUGGAAUCAAGUUGUCAAGGAACUGAACAAUUUAUAUCCAGAGGCAAGGUUUACCAAGGAUCAGGUUCAAGAUAAGGAAGCUCAGUUGAAAAAGCACUACAAAAAUAUCAAGUUGAUAGUCAACCGCUCUGGAAUAUCAUGGAAUGAUAUUGCAUGUGUGAUCAACACCACGCCUGAAAAAUGGGAAGAGAUCAUUGCAGAGGACCCAAAGCUCAAAAUGUAUGAAGGAAAGAGCUUUCCAUUGUACGAGGCAUUGGGUGUGCUCUAUGAAGGACACAUUGCGCAAGGAAGACACUGCCUCACAUCAAGGAAGCCUCCGAUUGGCACAAAAACAGGUAGCAACUUUGGAGCGAAGGAUAAGAUGGUUGCAAGCACUAGCAAGAAAAAUACAAGACAUGGAAGAGAUGACAACGUAAGGACUUCUUCAAUAAUUGACAUCAAUGAUACUCCUACAUUAGAUGAUGUGGAUGAAAGAGAGAACACUGUCAAUGACGAGGAAGAAUUAGGCAGUGAAGAUGCUGAUGGCGAUCAACCACAAAUAAGUGAAUCAAGUGCAAAAGGGAAAAAAACUAAGAAACAAAAAGGUGCCACAUAUGUACAGCGACUUGAAGAUUCCAUGAUGGCUUAUGUGAAUUUCAAGAAAGAUCAAGCUUCCAAGAAGGAAAAAGUGUCACAGCAAGGAAAACAACCCUCAAUUACAGAAUGCUUGCAGGUCUUGAAUGACAUGGAUGAUGUUCCCGACGAGGUCAAAAUCUUUGCCUCUGAUGUUUUCAAGGAUGCAGCAAAUCGUGAGAUUUUCCUGGGUUACAACUCAAGAUUGCGGGGUAUGUGGCUAAAGAAGGAAGUCGACAAGAUUAGUCCUCAGCCUCCUCCUUCUCGGUUUUCAUCUGGCGAUAUUCCUUCAAUCAAUCUGGUGCUCUGAUCAAAGGAUGUCCUUUCACAUGAUUCUAUGAUUACCCGAGUCCAUGAAGCAAUCAAUAAUAUUCCUGAAAUACUUUAUGUCUAAGCGCACAAUGGUUGAACAAUUGCCUCAAUAAAUUUGGUUAUGUAGCAUGCGGACGAGACGAGACAAGUAUGCCUCGAUAAAUUUGUAAUUUAAACUACUGACUUUGAGCACUAUGAGUUAUCGGAACUAUGUUCAAAUGGAUGAUUGCAAAAAUAUUAUCCUUUUUUUGAUGU
Molecule: messenger RNA, 1538 nt
Organism: Triticum dicoccoides
Lineage: Eukaryota; Viridiplantae; Streptophyta; Magnoliopsida; Poales; Poaceae
Exons: 6
Coding region: 247-1281 (344 amino acids)
Source: RefSeq, a predicted model, not a curated record